UCUCCGAGUAGUUAAAUGUAUCGGAUGUAACUUAUUUGCAAUCAUUUUUACAGGAUGAAGAGCGUUUUUCUAAGGUUGUUGCGCUUUGUUUUAGUUCUUCUAGGCUCGCAUCACGUGUAUGGAAAGAAAGAAAGGAAGAAAUCAAACUGGGUAGCGCCCAGACCCCACAUCAUCAUGAUCGUCGCUGAUGAUCUGGGCUGGGAUGACGUCAGUUUUCACGGAUCGCCCCAGAUCCCUACUCCACACAUCGACAAACUGGCCAACGGUGGAGUGAUCCUUAACAGUUAUUAUGUAUCACCGAUUUGUACUCCUACCCGGACCUCUCUCAUGACUGGAAAACACCCGGUCAAUUUAGGAAUUCAGCAUGCUACCAUAUUUGGCACGCAACCGUACGGUCUUCCGUUAGGUGUGGCUACCACCCCUCAGUACCUUAAAGCACUUGGAUACAGGACACAUGGCGUGGGCAAGUGGCAUUUGGGAUUCUUCGAAAAGGAAUACACUCCAUCCUACCGCGGCUUUGAGACCUACUAUGGAUUUUGGAAUGGAAAAGAAGACUACUGGGACCACUCCUCACAGGAAGACGUAUGGGGGACAGAUCUCAGAGAUAACAUGAAGCCUGUGAAGAACGAAACCGGCCAUUAUGGAACAGAAUUGUUUGCAGAAGUGGCUGAACGAAUCAUUGAUACUCACAACAAGUCUGAACCACUAUAUCUGUAUCUUGCUCAACAAGGAGUUCACUCGGCCAAUGGUAACGAGCCCCUGCAAGCACCAGAAAGACUUGUUAAUAAAUUCCAGGAUAUUAUAAUGGACGACAGAAGGACGUAUGCUGGGAUGGUAGCUUCAUUGGACGAGUCCGUUGGAAACAUAACGAAAGCUCUUAAAAGGAAUGGAAUGUUUGAUAACUCUGUGAUCGUUUUCACAACCGACAAUGGAGGCGCUCCGAGAGGAUUCAACUGGAAUCAAGGCUGUAACUACCCUCUAAAAGGAGGUAAAGACACAUUCUGGGAGGGAGGGGUCCGUGGAGUGGGAUUUGUGCAUAGCAACCUGAUCAAAAACAGAGGCCGUAUCAGUUAUGACUUGAUUGACGUCACAGAUUGGUUACCAACCUUCUAUCAUCUGGCUGGAGGUGACGUCAACAAGAUAAAAGACAAGAUUGAUGGCGUAAAUGUGUGGGAUACAAUAGCGAAUGGAAAGAAAUCCCCAAGAAAGGAGGUCCUCCACAACAUUGAUCCCAUCCGUAAAUUUGCAGCUAUUCGAGUAGGUGACUACAAACUGAUUAUUAACCAGGACGCUGUAUUCAACACAACCUGGCAUCCGCGUUACGAAGUCGAGGGAGGACUGGACUCUCUUUCCCAGCCCUCUACGUUGCCCGGUGCUGUUAUUAAGUGUGGUAGGCGACCCAGGAGCAAAAGGGAUGCUUGUGACACUAAUGAAUUUCCCUGUUUGUUCAACGUUAGAAAAGAUCCCUGCGAGUAUAGAAAUCUUGCGCACAUUCACCUUCCAAAAGUUAGGAGGCUCCUUCGUAGACUCAUUCAUUACCAGAAAAAUGCCCUUCCCGUGUGGUUCCCUGAGAGGGACCCUACCGCCAGCCCUGCAGAUCACGGAGGUUACUGGGGCCCAUGGAAAUCCUCAAAAGGUAACAAGGUUAUCUUACAAAGGGUUCUCGACUCCAUCCCGUCUGCGGUGAAUGCGAAGAGACACUCAUCUCAAAUAAACAGCACUGUCACUACGACGAGGAUUGGAAAGGUGUUCAGCACACACGAAGAACACGACAAAGGAGUCUAUCAGAUGUUGAAGUCAAUUUUAAAAAUUACAAAUGCAGGAAAGAAGGUUCAGAUUCCUCGUAAUGGCCAUUUGAUGAAGGAGUCGUUAGCUUUGUUGUAUGCCAAGAUGAAACAGAAAACUCAAGAGGACGACUUGAUGCACAAAUUGCAAAUGAUAAAGAAAGCAUUAAUAGCCGAGGAUGUUGUUGUUAAGUCAAACAAAGGAGGGAAGGAGACUUUAGCCACUAAAUUAAGCCAUAUUGACACGUCCUCAGUUAUUAGGAAAUUAGAAAAAAUCGCGAAUAAACCUCGCAAGGUGGAGAAACAAGGAACACGAAGAACAGAAAUAGGAAACAUUGCAAUUAGAGAUGACGAAAUUUUAAAAAGUGAACUUGAGAACUCCUCAGCUGACGAUAGUGAUUCGAUAGACGACGAUCAAUAUCCAGAAGGGAUGUCCUCUUUGAAAGUAACAUCAAACGCUGAACAAAAUAAUGGCGAUGACGAUGAUUUAAUGAAUAUCAGUGCAGACAUUGACACUACUGACCCAGCAGAUAGUGUAAGUGAUUUGCUGGAGGACUCUUCAAACGAAUACCCUGCCAGUGAAGGUCAAACAUCCGCAACAGGAUCUGAAAUGGAAUUUUUUGAAAGCAAUCGCACCGCUGAUGAAUAGUCAAAAGCAAUUCUUACCGGGUAGGCGGAAGAGGCACCCUGGGAACAAGUUUUGCAGUAAUCGUAACCGUUCUCAUCAUAUGGCUGGAUCCAUAUGCAGGUCAUGGAACCUGAAUUUUUGCUUGUUUUUCUUUUGUUUGCAUCUUUCAGGCGCGCACAGGUGGGUGCAAGGCGAAAGCGAAGAGCGAGUCAUUUGAGUCCAUUCGAGUGUGGCUUACCCAUCAUUCAUGAUCACACUCGUAGCGCGUCAUGCUUGCCUCCCCAGUUCUGCUCGGCGUAGAGACAAAAAAUUACACCUAGUCUAUAGGCUACAAAUGAGCAACACGAAGUAAAUCAAUUUUAAUCUUUUUGAGUAUGGGUAAAUAUUUAGGGCUUUGCAAGCCAGUUAUGUUUUCGACAUUUAAAUCUUUUGAAAGCAGAUCUCCGAACUCUUUUGCACGAAGUGGAGGGAGUUUUCUCGACAGGAAAUUCCCGUAAUGUAAUGAAAAUGAGCCAUACAUUCGAAGCCCCAUGUUCUUCUAAUUGGCGAAACACGCGUGUUCUUUCGUUUUUAUUCAUUUUUUCUUUCCUUCGGAAUUACCUACACUAAUUAAGGGAGCAGUCGAACUAUCUGCAAUUUAGAGAAAGAUCACUAACUAUCAUCUUCUUUGUAUGGUUUUUCUUAUCGUAUUUGACACAACCUAGAAAGUUACUCAUAACAUAUAUUUAAUUAACAUUUACAAUCAAAAUGAGAAAAAAAAACUUUCAAAGAUAAAAUAUUUUAUUGCCUUUUUUAUCACUUUGAAGUAGAUAUAGGCCUCAGCUCUGAGCCAAAAUAAAUUUUAUUUUAACCCUUG
Messenger RNA from Pocillopora damicornis (cauliflower coral), 3268 nucleotides. RefSeq names its product arylsulfatase B. The record is from RefSeq and is a predicted model, not a curated record. Gene Ontology annotation, molecular function: sulfuric ester hydrolase activity. Lineage: Eukaryota; Metazoa; Cnidaria; Anthozoa; Scleractinia; Pocilloporidae.